This is a messenger RNA of Phyllostomus discolor (pale spear-nosed bat), 8839 nucleotides long. RefSeq names its product myosin phosphatase Rho interacting protein (gene MPRIP). The transcript has 25 exons. Gene Ontology annotation, molecular function: actin filament binding. Gene Ontology annotation, cellular component: actin cytoskeleton. NCBI's taxonomy places the organism in Eukaryota, Metazoa, Chordata, Mammalia, Chiroptera, Phyllostomidae. Gene Ontology annotation, biological process: actin filament organization. Bases 541 to 7812 code for a protein of 2423 amino acids. The record is from RefSeq and is a predicted model, not a curated record.
CCGCCCGCCCAGCCCCGGGAGUGCGUGAGGCUCCGCUACCAUUUGCUGCGGCCGCGGGGUGCCCGGGGCACUCGCGGCUGUACCGACUGCAGGAACCCGCAGCGACCCGGUACCUGAGGGGCGGGCCUGAGUGCGGGGAGGCAGCGGGCCCAGAAGGCCGCGUCCAUGGGCUCGCGACGCCCGGGCGGUGGCUGUACGGGUGGGCGGCGGGGACCGCGCGCUCUGUGAGGGCCUGGGGCUCAGGGCCCGGAGUGGAGGUGCCCGGGCGUGCCGUGCAACGCAGUGCUGUCGUGCGAGGAAAGGCCCGGCCUGCAUCCCGGCGUCCGCGAAGCCACCCUGACUGCUGGGGACGCGCUCUGGCCUGUGUCUGCGGCCCGGCUGUGAGGCGGCGGCCGGCGAGGGCUUGCCGCGGCGCUCGCUCUGCGCCCGGCCUUAGUCUCCCAAGCCCGCUGUGCAUGGUGCCGCCGCCCCUCCAGCCGCUGUCCGCCGCGGAGCGCGCCGGACCGGGCCGUCGGGCUUCGCCGUGCCGCCGCGCCGACCAUGUCGGCGGCCAAGGAGAACCCGUGCAGGAAAUUCCAGGCCAACAUCUUCAACAAGAGCAAGUGUCAGAACUGCUUCAAGCCUCGCGAGUCGCAUCUGCUCAACGACGAGGACUUGACGCAGGCAAAACCCAUUUAUGGUGGCUGGCUGCUCCUGGCUCCAGAUGGGACAGACUUUGACAACCCAGUGCAUCGGUCUCGGAAGUGGCAGCGGCGGUUCUUUAUCCUGUAUGAACACGGACUCCUGCGCUACGCCCUGGAUGAGAUGCCCACAACCCUCCCUCAGGGCACCAUCAACAUGAACCAGUGCACAGACGUGGUGGACGGAGAGGGCCGGACGGGCCAGAAGUUCUCCUUGUGCAUUCUCACGCCUGAGAAGGAGCAUUUCAUUCGGGCAGAGACCAAGGAGAUUAUCAGCGGAUGGUUAGAGAUGCUCAUGAUUUAUCCCAGGACCAACAAGCAGAACCAGAAGAAGAAGCGGAAAGUGGAGCCUCCCACACCACAGGAGCCAGGGCCAGCCAAGAUGGCUGUCACCACCAGCAGCAGCAGCAUCCCCGGUGCAGAGAAAGUCCCCACCACCAAGUCCACACUCUGGCAGGAGGAAAUGAGGGCCAAGGACCAGCCAGAUGGGAAUAGCCUGAAUCCAGCUCAGAGUCCCAGCCAGAGCCAGCCUCCUGCGACCAGCACCCUGAGGGAAUCUGGGCUGGAGGGCAAAGAUGAGGAGAGCACCAUGAGCAGCGACCGCAUGGACUAUGGCCGCAAAGUCCGGGUGGAAAGCGGCUACUUCUCCUUGGAGAAGACCAAGCAGGACUUGAAGGCCGAGGAGCAGCAGCUGCCCCAGCCAGUCUCCCCUCCCAGCCCCAGCAUUCCCAAUAACAGGUAUAGUGGCCCCGGACCGCCCUCCCAGGAGCUUGGUCAUCCCCUUCCUUCCCCAGGUCCUCGACCCCCCUGUCGAAUGGUCUGCAGCAGCUACCUCAGCUCUCUGGAUGUGGCCAGCCAGCCCCCCGCUCACAUGGACUCCAGCAGCACUGGGGGGCGGGGAGCAGAGAGACUGGGGUGCACCCUUGCCUUUAAAGCCAGCAGGCAGUAUGCCACCCUGGCCGACGUCCCUAAGGCCAUCAGGAUCAGCCACCGAGAAGCCUUCCAGGUGGAGAGAAGGCGGUUGGAGCGUAGCACUCGGGCCCGGAGCCCUGGCAGGGAAGAGGUGGCCCGUCUGUUUGGCAACGAGCGGAGGAGGUCCCAGGUAAUUGAGAAAUUUGAGGCCUUGGACAUUGAGAAGGCAGAGCACAUGGAAACCAACUUAUCAGCUGGACCCUCACCAUCAAGCGACACUCGCCAGGGCCGUAGUGAGAAGAGGGCAUUCCCCAGGAAGCGGGACCUCCCCAGUGAAGCCCCCACAGCUCCUCUCCCGGAUGCCUCAGCCUCCCCCCUGUCUCCACACCGAAGAGCCAAGUCACUGGACAGGAGGUCCAUGGAGUCCUCCCUGACGCCUGACCUGCUGAAUUUCAAGAAAGGCUGGCUGACCAAGCAGUACGAGGAUGGCCAGUGGAAGAAACACUGGUUCGUCCUUGCUGAUCAAAGCCUGAGAUACUAUAGGGAUUCGGUGGCUGAGGAGGCGGCUGACUUGGAUGGGGAAAUUGACUUGUCUACAUGUUAUGAUGUCACGGAGUAUCCAGUCCAGAGAAAUUAUGGCUUUCAGAUACAUACAAAGGAGGGCGAAUUCACCCUCUCUGCCAUGACAUCUGGGAUCCGGCGGAAUUGGAUCCAGACCAUCAUGAAGCAUGUCCAUCCAACCUCUGCCCCGGAUGUCACAAGCUCCUUGCCGGAGGAGAAGAACCGGAAUAGCUCCCCCUUUGAGACCUGCCUGAGGCCAAGUGAGAAGCAAGAGGUGGAGCCCAGAGAGCCAGACCCUGAGCAGAAGAGGAGCCGUGCUCGGGAGCGGAGACGGGAGGGGCGCUCCAAGACCUUUGAUUGGGCUGAGUUCCGCCCCUUGCAGCAGGCCCUGGCUCAAGAGAGGGCCAGUGCCACAGUGACCCCUGACACGUUCCCGGAGGCAGAGUCAGGAGAGCUGGAGCGGGAACGUGCUCGGAGGCGGGAAGAACGCCGCAAGCGCUUCGGGGUGCUUGACACUGUAGAUGGGCCAGCCACUGAUGAUACAGGCUUGCGGAUGGAGGUUGAUCGGAGCCCAGGGCUGCCUGUGCCCCCCAACCCCAAGACACAGAAUGUCCAUGUGGAGAUCGAACAGCGGUGGCAUCAGGUGGAGACCACCCCUCUACGGGAAGAAAAGCAGGUGCCCAUUGCUCCUCUGCACCUGUCCUGUGAGGACAGAAGUGAUAGGCUCUCCAAUCAUGAGCUGACCUCUCUGCUGGAAAAGGAGUUGGAGCAGAGCCAGAAGGAGGCCUCAGACCUUUUGGAGCAAAACCGGCUCCUGCAGGAUCAACUGAGAGUGGCUCUGGGCCGGGAGCAGAGUGCCCGGGAGGGCUACGUGCUGCAGACUGAAGUGGCCACCUCCCAACCUGGUGCCUGGCAGAGGCUCCACAGAGUCAAUCAAGAUCAGCAAAGGGAGCUGGAGGUCCAGUGCCGGCGCCAGGGGCUAACCACCCAGCAGACCCAGGCCCCGAAGCGCAGCUACGGGGAGGCCAAGGAUACAAUCCGGCACCACGAGGCUGAGAUCCACAGCCUUCAGGCGAGACUCAGCAAUGCUGCUGCUGAGCUCACCAUCAAGGAACAGGCACUGGCCAAGCUCAAGGAUGACCUGAAACUGGAGAAGGACAAGGUCUGUGAGCAUUUGGAGGAAUGGAAGCACAGCAAGGCAGCACUGAGUGGUCAGCUGCAGGCCAGUGAGCAGAAGCUCAAGAGCACAGAGGCCCUGCUGCUGGAGAAGACACAGGCACUGCAGGACCUGGAAACACAACAGGCGCUGCAGAGGGACCGGCAGAAGGAGGUGCAAAGGCUGCAGGAGCGCAUCACUGAUCUCAGCCAGCAGCUCAGCGCCAGUGAGCAGGCCCAGCGGCUGAUGGAGGAGAAGCUGCAGAGGAACUAUGAGCUGCUCCUGGAGAGCUGUGAGAAGGAGAAGCAGGUGCUGCUGCAGAACCUGAGGCAGGUGGAGGACAAGGCCAGUGCCUAUGAGGACCAGCUCCAGGACCACGAACGACAGAUGGAGCUCCUCCAGAAGGAGAAGCUUAGUGCCAGGUUUGAGGGCAGCGAGGCCGUGCACCAGCUGGAGGAGCAGCUGCGGGUGAAGGAGGCCAGCAUCCACAAGCUGGCUGAGCAUGUCCAAAGCCUCAGAGACGAGCGGGACCUGAUCAAGCAGCGGUUCCAGGAGCUUAUGGAGCACGUUGCCCUGUCUGAUGGGGACGUUGCUGAGCUUCAGAAGAAGCUGAGGGGAAGAGAGGCAGACUACCAGAACCUGGAACACUCCUAUAGGAGAGUAGCCAGCCAGCUCCAGAGCAUGCACACUCUGCUGAAAGAAAAGGAGGAAGAGCUGAAGCACAUCAAGGAAAUGCAUGAGAAAGUUCUGGAAAAGAAAGAUCAGGACCUCAAUGAGGCUUUGGUUAAAAUGGUUGCCUUGGGGAGCAGCUUAGAGGAAACAGAAAUGAAGCUCCAGACAAAGGAAGAGAUUUUAAGGAAGUUCACGAAGGCAUCAUUAGAGGAAGUCGAGGAGCUGCAGAGCUCCCUGGAAGAAGCAGAAGAGGACGGCAUUGCACUUUCAGGUCCACAGCUCCGAGCCUCAGGCUCAUCUCCAGGCUUUCCACCCUUGAGACUCGAGGAGGACGACCCAGAGACUGCUCUUAGGGAGAAACAUGGGCACAGCAGCCCUAGGACAGAAGUGAGCAUGAUGCCCCCAAAGUCAGAAGUGCCUGACAAGGAGGGGCACUCAAAGAACACAGCAAAAUGUGAGCAGGGGGUACCCAGUGUGAAAAGGCAAAGAAUCCGGUUCUCCACAAUCCAGUGCCAGAAAUACACCCAGCCUGAUGGGUCCGAGAAGACCUGGACCAGCAGCACGUCUUCUGACACUAGUCAGGACCGGUCACCCUCAGAGGAAAGCAUGUCAUCAGAGGCCACCCUGAGCUCUCUCCCUGCAGCCAGUGAUUCUGACACCUACCUUUCCAUAAUACACUCCCUGGAGACCAAGCUCUACAUCACAGAAGAGAAGCUCAAAGAUGUGACAGUGAAGCUGGAGAGCCAGCAGGGCCAGAGCCAGGAGGCCCUGCUCACACUGCACCACCAGUGGGCCGGCACCGAGGCACGGCUCCGAGAGCAGCUCCGUGCCAGCCUCCUCCAGGUUGGCAUGCUGGCCUCCCAGCUGGAGCAGGAAAAACAGGCUAGGGCAAAGAUAGUUGAAAAUCACGUCGGGGAGCUUGGCAAUUUCCACGUAAAAAACACUGAGGCCUUGGCUUGCCUAGAAAAUUGCCGUGAACAAUUACGAUCUCUGCCGGGGUCUGGCCAGGAGGAAGCACAGGAGGCAGAAGUGGGCCCCCUGGCCAGCAUGGAGAGAGUGUUAGUCCACGCCAUCCAGGCCCUACGUCACUGGCCAGCCCCUGCAGACAGUGGGGCCCAUGCUCAGCUAGAGGAAGGGAGCAUCUUGGAGAAAGGGAAAGAGACUUCGCAGCAGCCAUCUCACCUGCCUGAACUGACUGAGCAGGAGCAGCUCAAGCUACUUUCUGAUCAAAUAGCUUUGGAAGCCUCACUGAUAAACCAAAUAGCAGACUCUUUAAAAAAUACAACAUCAGAUAUCUCACGCGUUCUCCAUGAGAUUUCUCAGUCAGGGAGGUUGCCCCUAGAGUCUGGAAGUGCUGCAGUCUGUCUUGGGGCCGCAGCAGAUACCUGGGCUAAGAAGGUGCUGGUGGAUGGUGAAUUCUGGAGCCAGGUUGAGUCCCUGAGUAAGCACCUUGGGAUGCUGGGAGGAGAGGCAGCCAGUGCAUCAGGGGGUGAGCAGCAGAGCAUCCCACAAGCCCUGGUCCCUGCCCUGGCAGAUGCUACAUGGGUCAGGGCGGAGCUCAGCUUUGCUGUGCAAUCAUUGAGGGAGUCAUUCCACCGUCGGUUGCAGAGCAUCCAGGAGACUCUCCGGGGGACCCAGACGGCCCUGCAGCAGCAUAAGCACAUGCUGAGGGAAAUCCUGGGAACCUACCAAACCCCUGAAUUUGAGAAAGUGAUGCAGCAGGUCUCGGAAGCCCUCACGCUUCCAGCAGUCAUUGCAGAUGGUGUGCAGGUGUCCUGGGACUUGAGCUCUUUAGGAGAAGAACUGAGUCAUCAAGAUGUAGCCAGCUCCCAGGAACCCUUUCAUUUGUCUGAUCAGAGCUCUGGGACCCUCGUUGCUAUUCAGGAAGAACUCGCCCUGCAGCUUAAAGAUAAGGCCAGCCUCUUAAGAGAUAUAUCUGCCUCUUUAACUUCUUUCUCCACUGUGGAAUCAGUAAGAGAUUGUCAGAAGCUUCUUCAGGUAUCCCAAAAUCUUUCCUAUAACACUUAUUUGGGAGGCCUUGGUCAAUAUUCUUCAUUAUUAGUUAAAGAUGCAAUUAUUCAGGCGCAGGUAUGUUAUGCAGCCUGCAAAAUCCGGCUGGAGUAUGAAAAGGAACUCCAGUGCUACAAGGAGUCCUGGCAGAGCACAGGGGCCUCCUGUCAGGAGCAUGAGCAGGCUGUAGGGGCCCUGAGGGAGGAAUACAAGGAACUUCUCCAGAAGCAGAAGAGCGAGUACCUGGAAGUGAUUGCUGUUGUUCAAAGGGAAAAUGCAGAGCUCAAGGCCCAGGUCACCCAGCUAGACCAUCAGCAGAAGUACCUGGAAGAAGUGGAAAGCAAGCACAGCGAGAACAUGUUUGCCCUGCAAGGGAGGUACGAGGAGGAAAUCAGGUGUGUGGUGGAGCAGUUAAACAGAGCAGAGAAUACACUGCAGGCUGAGCACAGCAGAGUCCUCAGCCAGCUGGAUGCCUCCGUCAGAGACAGGGAGGACUUGGAGAGGCACCACGUGGAGCAGAUGCAGACCCUGGAGGACAAGUUCCAGCUUAAGGUCAAAGAGCUACAGACCAUCCAUGAGGAAGAGCUGAGGACCUUGCAGGUGCACUACUCCCAGAACCUCCAGUGCCUGCAGGAGAGACUCUGCCACUACCAGGGGCGGCCCCCAGAAACUCUCCUGGCUGGCAGCCCCCAGGAGCUGCCUGCCUCCAUCUGGCCAGCUGACCAGUCCCAGGAGCCUCUGCAGGUGGCCACUGGGGAGACUGAUUCCAUGACAGGGCUGAGAGAGCGCAUCCAGGAGCUGGAGGCACAGAUGGACAUCAUGCGGGAGGAGCUGGAGCACAAGGACCUAGAGGGCAACACAGUCACGCUGCGGGAGAAGUACCAGAAAGACUUUGAGAACCUUAAGGCCACAUGUGAACGUGGGUUUGCAGCAAUGGAGGAAACACACCAGAAAAAGAUUGAAGAUCUCCAGAGGCAGCACCAGCGGGAACUGGAGAAACUGCGGGAGGAGAAAGACCGUCUCCUGGCUGAGGAAACUGCGGCCACCAUCUCAGCCAUUGAAGCCAUGAAGAAUGCCCACCGGGAGGAGAUGGAGCGCGAGUUGGAGAAGAGCCAGCGGUCCCAGAUCAGCAGCAUCAACUCAGACAUCGAGGCCCUGCGGCGACAGUAUCUGGAGGAGUUGCAGUCGGUGCAGCGGGAGCUGGAGGUCCUCUCUGAGCAGUACUCACAGAAGUGCCUGGAGAAUGCCCACCUCGCCCAGGCGCUAGAGGCCGAGCGGCAGGCCCUACGGCAGUGCCAACGUGAGAACCAGGAGCUCAACGCCCACAAUCAGGAGCUGAACAACCGCCUGGCUGCAGAAAUUGCACGAUUACGGACACUGCUGACUGGAGAUGCUGGCGGGGAGGCUGCUGGCUCGCCUCUCACGCAGGGCAAGGAUGCCUAUGAGUUAGAGGUCUUACUACGAGUCAAGGAAUCAGAAAUACAGUACCUAAAACAGGAGAUCAGCUCUCUCAAGGAUGAGCUCCAGACAGCAUUGCGGGACAAGAAAUAUGCUAGUGACAAGUACAAAGACAUCUACACAGAGCUCAGCAUCGUGAGGGCAAAGGCUGACUGCGAUAUCAGCAGGUUGAAAGAGCAGCUGAAAACAGCCACAGAAGCUCUGGGUGAAAAAUCCCCUGAGAACACCCCUGUGUCGGGAUAUGAUAUAAUGAAAUCUAAAAGCAACCCUGACUUUCUAAAAAAGGACAGAUCCUGUGUGAGUCGGCAACUCAGGAACAUCAGAUCCAAGUCCGUAAUUGAGCAGGUCUCAUGGGAUAACUGAAACGAGCCCGCUUCCAGGUCCCUUGUCAUGUAGAGUCUGAAGGAAGGCUUGACGGUGCAAGAACGCUUGAAGCUCUUUGAAUCCAGGGACUUGAAGAAAGACUGACUGUCCUAUUCCGAUUGAACACACACCCUUCCCAGCUUGUGGCAGCACAACCCAAAUGCUACUUUUCGUCUGUACCUUUAUUUUUAUUAUUAUUAUUAUUGUUAUUGUUAUUGUCAUUAUUAACUGUGGGUAUGGAUGCAUGAGAGACUAGUUUAUGGGUUGUUCACACCAUUCCCUGCUGUGCUGACUCCAACUUCCUACUGUCUCUAUCUGACCUUUUAUUCCAUGGUCUUCUAAAACAAUCCAAGCAGUGGAGGCUGCAAGGGCCAUCUGCUCCAGCUGGGUCUGUGUUGGGAGUCCCUGCUGUCGUCCGCCUCACUCAUUCACUGUCAGUAUUAAGGCCCAGCAGCCUAUCGAUAAGCUAGCUCUGUCUCACCAAGAGCACUGGGGAGGAAGAGAGAGAGAAUUGGGCCCAGGGGGCUGUAGCUGCGCUGCAUACUGGGUCCCUUGGAGAGACAACAAGCCAUUGGGAUGUGGUUUUCCCUAGAUCACAACACUGACAACUUGCUAGCUGUGGGAGGAGCUGGGGGAGCAGGGCAAAGAGUGUGGCGUACACCACCUGUUAGCUUGCGGGAAGGUCAGCAUUUUAUAUUUGUUCCACUAAUGCAGCUUAAAACCGCACCCCAGAUGAUUGUGGUAAACUUUUCACAACCUUAAAAAUGUCGAAAACAGCUUUUCCUAUUUUUGUUUGUUUUUUAUUAAAUCUUGCACAAAACCCCACCCCUCUCAUUCCUUCCUCUGCUCGGUCCUUUCUUGGUCACCAGUCUGGUCUUUCCAUACCUGCCUGGCCUGUUGACCUGUGGCCUGGGGUUUCAGACUGUAAUUGCCAAUAAUGAUGAAUUCCCCCAGGGUAUCAUUUGUGGGGACAGGUGAUUUACCUCUGUAACCUCUCUGCAAAUAAACCCCAUGUUACUUUUGAAAA